UACAUUGUAACCUAGUUAUUCACCAAUUUCCUCUCUAAACAGCAAUAUAAGAUGAAUAAGUUAUUUGUACUGUUUUUGAUGGCCCAGCACCUAUUUAUAGUUACAGUCCUGGCUCAAACCGCUCCCCCAUGUGAUUGUGAAUGUACUGGGGUUAGAGCUUGCAGAGAUAUAAACGAUUGCAUUAACAAAUGCGAUUCGGAAGUUUGUACUGACCAAGCAAUUAAUGGAUGCUAUUGUAAAGAAGGAUAUUGCGCAAAUAAACACAACGUUUGUGUACCCAUUGAGGACGAUUAAUUUUUAAAUACAAGGAUUCAAAAAACUGUAAUUUUAUUUAUUAAGUUUAAUUAAAAUUAAACAUUUCAUAUAUAG
This is a messenger RNA of Ceutorhynchus assimilis (cabbage seed weevil), 369 nucleotides long. Lineage: Eukaryota; Metazoa; Arthropoda; Insecta; Coleoptera; Curculionidae. The record is from the annotation of a GenBank genome assembly.